AUGAGGGUUUGGAUGAGCACUGUGGUGGUGGUGAUGGCGGUGCUGCUGUUUGGACUUGGGGACUGCGCGGCGCCGGCUUCUGCGGUGGACUGCUCGAGCCUGAUCUUGAACAUGGUGGAUUGCUUGUCAUUUAUGUCGAAUGGGAGCACGGACACGAAGCCGGCAGAGACUUGCUGCAAUAGCCUCAAGAUUGUGCUCAAAACCGACGCUUCCUGCCUCUGUGAGACCUUCAAGAGCAGUGCUCAACUCGGCGUCAUUUUGAACAUCACCAAGGGCACCUCCCUCCCCGCCGCUAAAGUCAACCAUCAAGGAACAAAGGGCAGUCGGUGUUUGAAUUUUCAGAGGAUAACUUCAGUGUCUCGUCAGCCUAGUCGGAGAUGGUAG
This is a messenger RNA of Malus domestica (apple), 384 nucleotides long. NCBI's taxonomy places the organism in Eukaryota, Viridiplantae, Streptophyta, Magnoliopsida, Rosales, Rosaceae. The record is from RefSeq and is a predicted model, not a curated record.